AUGGCUGCCUCCGCAGAAAGUGUGUUCGAUGCCCUUGGGAAGAGCUAUGAAGACGCCUACGCCCAUAGCCCGGGGCUGCACAGGAUCAUCCAGCGUGUGCUCACCACACUUCCACCAGGAACAAAGGUUCUCGAUGUUGGUUGUGGAACAGAAAAGCCAGUUUCUCAAACGCUCGCCGCAGCUGGACAUGAUGUCUCUGGAAUCGAUAUUUCACAGACAAUGGUUGAUAUGGCUCGAAAACAGGUGAUAAAAGGCUCCUUCGAAAAAGCAGACAUGAGAACAUACCAACCCAGAGUUCAGUUUGAUGCAAUAUUUGCGGCCCUAUCUUUAUUUGCACUCUCUCACAGAGAAUUAUCUUUAAUGAUGCUAAAGUUCUGUGAAUGGCUCCAUCCAGGGGCCAUGCUCGUUAUUGGAAUUAUUCCCAACACCGAAACAGGAGAAUGUAUGGAUAUGCUUGAUAUACCUUUCAUGGGCCAUAGCUUCAAGGGAACGGUGUGUACGAUGCGUGAAUGGUAUGAUAUGAUAGCAAAAGUCGGAAUGGAGGUGGAAUUUACACAGAUGGACCCUUUCCAACCGAGGAGUCCGUUGUGUACCAAGGAGGACCACUGUUAUAUCAUUGCCAAACGAACAACACAACACCCCUUGCUGGGACCGUAUCCGAUGCCGACGCAGUAUAGAGGUCCGCAUCCACUGAGCGAACAAGCAUUUCAACCUUUCGCUGAAAGGUUUUCUCGCGAUGACUUUGACGCUGUCCUGGAAGCGCUUGGGAAGAAUGACAAGAUUCUAGAUGUGGGCAGUGGGCAUGAUGAACUGCCAGUGGCUAUUGCCAAACGUCAUGGCAAGGCCUAUUCUAUAGAGCCAAAUGCGGAUAGGAACGCCAUCAUUUCAAAUAAAUCCCAAGUGCAUAACGUUGAGAUCCUUCCAGGAACUGCAGAGAAUAUACCGUUCCCAGAUAAUACAUUUGAUGCAGUUGUUUCGAUGUGGAUCUUGCACUACGUGCACGAUUUAGAGAAGUCUCUAAGAGAGAUGACUCGAGUCGUAGAUCCACGAUUGCCCCAUGCAAAGAUCGUUUUAGUUCAAGGGGCACCGGAUAAUGAGGCAGUCAAUCUGGUCAACCAAGCCUGCGCCCAUUUGAGUGCUGACAAUAAACUGCCUGACCAUCAGGGUUUCCUCCUCCACAAAGCCUCGGAAAUAUUCCGAGAGGCCGGGUUCACAGAUAUAACCCUUCGCCGAGUCGAUGUCUACUGCAAGUUUCCUGAGGAAGAUCUCUCCGAGCGUUGUGCAAAUGCUGCUGAAAUAUUGGCCACUGCCUGGUUCGAAACCGAUCCGAAUCUGGAAAAAAUGAAGCAAGAGUUGCUUCCGGCGUUAAAAGCCCAUUUCGCACAUAGACCCGACUCUAUAGGAGACGAAGGCGUCAUCUUGAUAGCGAGGCCGGGGCGCGGCUAG
This is a messenger RNA of Arthroderma uncinatum, 1446 nucleotides long. RefSeq names its product methyltransferase. The record is from RefSeq and is a predicted model, not a curated record. The coding region runs from base 1 to 1446 and encodes 481 amino acids. Gene Ontology annotation, molecular function: S-adenosylmethionine-dependent methyltransferase activity. NCBI's taxonomy places the organism in Eukaryota, Fungi, Ascomycota, Eurotiomycetes, Onygenales, Arthrodermataceae. The transcript is spliced from 2 exons.